AUGAAGAGUAAAAGGGAAAACUCGAGGCUUACCCAUCGUGAAGAGCAGCUUUGGGGCCUGGAGUCGCGGGUUCCUCGUCAGCCAGCAGUAAACAAACCCGCAUUAAAACAGGCACACAAGGCCAUCACACUCGGUAGGAAGAGAGAAGACUCGGGACGUACCCUGGAUUCAGUUCAAUUGCGACGGGGGGAGGCGAGGCGAGCGAGCGUGAAGGGGUUGGCGGAGGUGAAGGUGAAGAAGAUACUUGAAGCCACGAAAAUAUUAUCAAGGGCCAAAGAGAAAAAAAAAAAAAAAAAAAAAAGGAAAAAGCGGACCAAGGGGGGAGGAGACGGCCUGCUUGGUCAAAUGAACGAGAGACGGAGAAUGAGACAAGGCACCGCAGAGACAGCGAGUGCGAGACGAAGAGCAAACGGAGUCGACGAAGAAGAAGUAGAAGAGGAAGAAGGAGGACGGCGACGGCGAGGAGGAGGAGGAGAGGAAAAGGAGAUCUCAGGGGGUGUCGCUCUUCUUUUUUUUUGCCUGCGCGCUGGUGGCUCUGCUUGGGGCCGCCCCCUUUUUUUCCUUCUGCUCGACCACCAAACGGGAGCGCGGACGCUGGGACGAACUACUACUCGCUACGGAUACUACUACUGCUGCUGCUGCUGCUGCUGCUGCUGCUACUCUUUGCCUUUCCGUUCGUCUAAGGCGAGGGCUGGCGGUGUCGACAGUGGACAGGUCGCCCGCUCAGGGGGGGAGGGCUCCGUGCCAGUGGGAAGACAGAGAGUCAGAGACAACCCACCCCCCUUGGUCGGUCGUCGUCUCUGCGCUGGCCGUCGCGGUGAGGGAGAUGGGAAGGACCCUCGCCCUGUCCUGGUGAUUGGCCGUCGAGUUGAAGGAGGGCCAGUCAGUUACCGUAACAGCCGCGUUGUGACAGGUGCUGAAACAGCCAGCCAGCAAGCCAGACCAGCUUAG
This is a messenger RNA of Trichophyton verrucosum HKI 0517, 951 nucleotides long. RefSeq lists its product as uncharacterized. The record is from RefSeq and is a predicted model, not a curated record. Bases 1 to 951 code for a protein of 316 amino acids. NCBI's taxonomy places the organism in Eukaryota, Fungi, Ascomycota, Eurotiomycetes, Onygenales, Arthrodermataceae. The transcript has 3 exons.